Molecule: messenger RNA, 885 nt
Organism: Ochotona princeps (American pika)
Lineage: Eukaryota; Metazoa; Chordata; Mammalia; Lagomorpha; Ochotonidae
Product: embryonic polyadenylate-binding protein 2-like
Exons: 2
Coding region: 4-873 (289 amino acids)
Molecular function (GO): RNA binding
Source: RefSeq, a predicted model, not a curated record
ACCAUGUGGCCCUUUCUGAGCCGCAAGCUCUUCCCGCCGCCCUCUGAGACCUGGCUCCAGGUGGUCUCCUCGGACCCCAAGGCUCAGGGCUGGGGGGCCUGGGGCAGGACUGAGAAGACCCCAGUGGGGGCUGACGCUGGGCACGGGAAGGAGCAGGAGGAGGACACGGAGGACGAUGCCGGCCUGCUGCUGGCCCUGCUGGAGCCGGAACACCUGGCCCAGUGCCCGGUGCCUGACCAGGAGCUGGAGGCCAUCCAGCUAAAGCUGUGGGCCAUGGAGCAGGCUGAGGAGGCGCCAGAGGCACCCGGAGCCAGAGGCGAGGCUGGCCAGGAGGAGGAUACACAGGCCAGCCAGCUGCUCAGCUCCGAGACCUCCGGCUGCUCCUUACCCAGGACCCCCAAGGACAAAGUGGAGGCUGACCACAGGUCCAUCUACGUGGGCAAUGUGGACUAUGGGGGUACUGCCGAGGAGCUGGAGGCCUACUUCAACCACUGCGGCGAGAUCCAGCGUGUCACCAUCCUGUGCGACAAGUUCUCCAGACACCCCAAGGGCUGCCGUGGGGCUGGACGCUUAAGGUACUGCCCAAAAGGACCAACUUCCCAAGAAUCAGCUCCACUGACCGCGGGGUCCUGCGGCAGCACCACAGCUCCAGGGCAGCGUUUCCCUUCUGCCACAGCAGCCUCCUGGGCAGGCCUCGCUUCAGACCCCGAGGGCAGAACCGGGGCCGGGGAGAGCAUUGCCACGGUUCUCGCCAUACUGAGGCGCCCCAACUUCUACAGCGGGAACAGCUUACUGCCACAGGGCGGGUGGCAGCGGGUGAUGCGGCCAGAGCCUCUGCUGCCCCCUGGCGCCCAGCUGGAGGACAGUCCAUGAGGCCCCACAGGG